This is a messenger RNA of Exophiala xenobiotica, 1476 nucleotides long. RefSeq lists its product as uncharacterized. Gene Ontology annotation, molecular function: carbohydrate:proton symporter activity. Gene Ontology annotation, biological process: transmembrane transport; carbohydrate transport. The transcript has 2 exons. Lineage: Eukaryota; Fungi; Ascomycota; Eurotiomycetes; Chaetothyriales; Herpotrichiellaceae. The record is from RefSeq and is a predicted model, not a curated record. Gene Ontology annotation, cellular component: membrane. Bases 1 to 1476 code for a protein of 491 amino acids.
AUGUCAGCGUUCGACUCCAGCGAGGGCAUCUACCUGGCCGGCCGAAAUCGAAAGGUUGUCUGUUCGCUCCUGGGCAACUUUUUUGGGUACCCUUCGUUCCAGAAAAGGUACGGCCAGCAAUUCGGCGAUGGCUAUCAGCUCGCUCCACGCUGGCAAGCGGCUCUUUCCAACUCGACCACCCUCGGCGUGGUCCUGGGGCUCUUAGCCACCGGCUGGCUCGUCGACAUGUUCGGCUUCAAACGCGUCAGCUACGUCUCAUAUACCUUCCCGGUGGGCUUCAUCUUCAUCACCUUCUUCGCGCCCAGCAUGUCCGUCCUACUCACCGGCGAACUUCUUUGCGGACUAUGCUGGGGUGUGUUCAACAUCCUUGGACCCACGUACGCGUCCGAGGUCAUGCCGGUCGUGCUCCGCGGAUACCUGACGUCGUACGUCAACCUGUGUUGGGUCAUCGGUCAAUUCAUCGCGGCCGGCGUGCUGAACGGGUUGAUCCAUCGGACCGACCAGUGGGCCUAUAGGUUGCCGUUCGCGAUCCAGUGGAUCUGGCCUCUGCCUUUACUCGUCGCCACCGUUUUCGCUCCCGAAUCGCCCUGGUGGCUGGUCAGAAAAGGGAGAAUUGCAGAAGCUGAACAUUCCCUGGCGAGACUGGCUAAGCGAGGAGCCACCGAUCUCAAGGCAAACGUCGCCCUCUUGGUGCACACGGACAACCUCGAAAAGGAGAUCGAGACCUGUUCGACAUACAUGGACUGCUUCAAGGGUCCGGACCGGCGACGGACCGAGAUUUGCAGCAUGGUCUUCGGCAUCCAAAUUUACUGUGGCCUGAACUUUGCCCAGUACUGCACCUACUUCAUGGAGCAAGCCGGCCUCAAUACCGCAGACGCAUACAAGAUGAGCUUGGGAUACAACGGUCUGGCCUUUGUCGGCACCGUCUUGUCCUGGUUUUUGAUCGGCACCAUGGGACGAAGGACGAUUUACGUCGGUGGCCUCGGCAUAUUGACGGUCCUCAUGUUCUUGAUCGGCUUCGUCUCCCUAGCCGCUUCGGCAAACAAGGCUGCUAUGUGGGCGCAGUCGGCUUUAAUGCUGGUCUGGAUUUUCUUCUACGACCUUACCGUUGGCCCACUCGCCUACACGAUCGCCUCGGAGACAUCAUCGACACGCUUGAGAGACAAAACGCUCGCAAUCGGCAGAAACCUGGAAAACGUGUCGGCCAUCGUGGCCGGCACCAUCCUCCCCUAUAUGCUCAACCCCGGGUCUGGCGACUGGAAAGGCAAGACGGCCUUCUUCUGGGGAGGUCUGUCCUUGUUGUGCUUUGUUUGGGCUUACUUCAGGCUGCCGGAGUGCAAGGGCAGAACUUACGAAGAGCUCGAUCUCUUGUUUGCCAAGGAGGUACCUGCGCGCAAAUUCAAGGGCUACCUUGUCAAUGCCUACUCUGCGGAUGAGGUAACUCUUUCGACGGAAGUGGCCAAGGUGCAAAAGUAA